Molecule: messenger RNA, 1891 nt
Organism: Talaromyces proteolyticus
Lineage: Eukaryota; Fungi; Ascomycota; Eurotiomycetes; Eurotiales; Trichocomaceae
Product: putative carboxylesterase
Exons: 5
Coding region: 135-1724 (529 amino acids)
Source: RefSeq, a predicted model, not a curated record
AUUAGACUUUUGAGAAAUGAUCGAUGCGAUCAUGACCGUAGUUCCACUUUUUAAACAUUAUAUAAGUAAAAGCACUCACGUCGGAAAAUAAUGUGGAAUAUUGAAUUCUAUAUAUAAGUGCCACACCAGGCACCAUGUUUCCCGGCUUUAAGGCUGUCUCUCUAGGCAUCGCAUUGUAUACAAGCGGGUCCGCUGCUGCUCUCCAGACUGUCAAAACAACGUCAGGUCAGCUCCAAGGUAGACUAGCAUCCGGAACCACUGGGGUUGUUGAGUAUCUGGGGAUACCUUAUGCCCAACCACCGGUCGGACGAUUACGAUGGGCUCCUCCAGAGCCCUUUAGUGGGUCUGGGGUGAUCGAUGCUACAGAAUUUGGAUAUACUUGUCCAGCAAAUGCGACUUUUGCACCUAAUUCCGAACUUACUGCAAGGUCGAAAGAGUUCAGUUUGACUGAGCAAGCACCGAUGAUCCUAGAAAAUUUAUUGGAGCAAGAGGAACUAGAAUACAGCGAAGACUGCCUGACUCUUAACGUGUGGACCAGGCCAACGACUAGUGACACUAAAAAGGCGGUGUUAUUUUGGAUCUAUGGGGGAGGUUUCAAAACUGGGAGCACCAAUGUCACAGGUUAUAACGGAAAGUACAUUGCGGAUCUCGAAGAUGUUGUGAUUGUCUCGGCAAACUAUCGCCUGAAUAUCUUUGGAUUUCCUGGGAACCCUAACAUACGAAAUAAUCUCGGGCUCCUCGACCAACGUCUUGCAGUGGAAUGGGUCCGUGACAAUAUAGAGGCAUUCGGCGGAGACCCCAAUCGUAUCACUCUCUUUGGGCAAUCAGCCGGCGGGGAAUCAGUCGACUUUUAUAGCUUUGCAUGGACCUCUGACCCCAUUGUAGCUGGAUUCAUCGCGGAGUCCGGCACAGUCUUAAGCCCAUCCGCCCAAGAAGAUGCGAGCACCGCUGCCAAAGCAUGGUAUAACGUGACUGCCACGCUUGGAUGUGGAGAUGAAAGUUCAGAACCGGAUGCAUUACUUUCUUGCAUGCGGUUAAAAGAUUGGGAAACUGUUCAAAAUGCAAUCCCUAUAACUUCGGGUAUAUCUGGGGUGACAGGGUCAUUCGUUCCUACUAUUGACAACAUUGUUAUUUUUGACGACUAUGCUGCACGUUUAGAGGCAGGGAAUUUUAUCUAUCGACCACUCUUUCUUGGGAACAACAAUAACGAAAUUGGAUUAUUCCGUCCGAUUUUCGAAUCUGAGAAUUUGACUCUGUCUGACGCACAAUGGGAUUAUUUGAAUUGGGUUCUUUAUACGUGCCCUGCGAGUUAUCGUGCGUCAGGCGCUGUGAGCAGUAAUGUGCCGACAUGGCGAUAUCGAUAUUUUGGCGAAUUUCCAAAUCUAAGGUUGACGAUCAAUCCCGACUCAGGAGCGUGGCAUGGAAGUGAGGUUUUGCUCAUAUUUAACACAGAUAUGGGUGUUCAGAAUAUAGUGGACCGGACUCCUGAAGAGGGUCAAAUUGCAGAGUACUUGCGAAAAGCAUGGGUUUCAUUUGCUAAUGAUCCGGAAAAUGGCCUGACGAAGUAUGGCUUCCCUCGGUAUAAUCCGCUGGAGUCUACGCUUUUGCGACUCGCGUACAAUAAUGAAACUGGGCCACAACCAACAUAUCCUGCCACAUACGAUACUGGAUGCGUUAUUGGGACGACACUCGCCGAGAUACUGAUAACUCUGGAGAGUCUAUGAUUAUUUGGCCAUAAAUUAAUGCAUAAUACGAUGGUAUGAAUUGAUGUAUUCAGCUUUAUAUUAAGGAUUCCCGCCCUAAAAGUUCAUGUCCUUGUCGUGAAUGCAUAUAGUAAAUGAAUAUAUAUAUACAGAACAGGGAACUAGAAAUGUACAUAGUAUUUGAGAAG